Molecule: messenger RNA, 2664 nt
Organism: Cyanistes caeruleus (blue tit)
Lineage: Eukaryota; Metazoa; Chordata; Aves; Passeriformes; Paridae
Gene: B3GNT5
Product: UDP-GlcNAc:betaGal beta-1,3-N-acetylglucosaminyltransferase 5
Biological process (GO): protein O-linked glycosylation
Cellular component (GO): Golgi membrane
Molecular function (GO): N-acetyllactosaminide beta-1,3-N-acetylglucosaminyltransferase activity
Source: RefSeq, a predicted model, not a curated record
GGCCUGGCACUCGCUGCCCCGGGAGCAGUCGCAGGGCUCCGCCUGGCUCCGGGUUUACCGGAUUGCCGACCCAAAAGGCAAUUUGUAAACCCGGCCGUUUGUAGGGUGUCCUCUCCGGGCUUAGAGGAAUUUCAAAAGAUGGUCAUCUGCCGUCUAACGGCAGUGGGGGUUUAUAAGAAAGAGGUUUCUGUGUCAGUCUCCUCUCUCGCUGGCCUGCACAAGCUUGCUCCGGGCCACUGACCGCCUCCGACUUGCUGCCAGUUGGUUCUUUUACUUUGAGAACCGGCAGGUGCUCAUCUUCAUGAAGGAAAGAAACACUAGAAGUUCUGAGUAGAAGUGUAGUGUUUGCCUCAAGAUGCCCCAAAGGAAAAAUAAUCAUCUGCAAGUUUCAUCUUUCAAAACUGCCUGUGUUCUUUCAAUCAAAGAGAAACGUUUUUUUAGAAAGAUGACUUGUGAAGUCUGUGAACAAAGCUGUCUUCAGAAGGAUACUGAAUGAAAGACAUCAUGCCUUACAAGGGACACUUAUCUCAAAGGGUGACACUGUGCUCUUAAACUAAAACACAGGCACUGUAAAAACACUGAUCCUGAACAAGAAUAAGUAUUAUAAAAACUGCAUCAGAAUGUUUGUUAGUCCCAGAAGAGUCAGAAAAUGCCAUUUUUUGCAGAUAUGUGCCACUUGCUUCAUACUGUGUCUCAUGAUUUUUUGGGUACCGUUUGAUAAUCACAUUGUGAGCCAUAUGAAGUCCUAUUCCUACAGAUACCUCAUAAAUAGCUACCAUUUUGUGAAUGACAGCCUGUCUGUCAGCAGGGAUAACCUGAACAGAAUAUCAAGUUAUCAGUACUUGAUCAACCACAGAGAGAAAUGUCAGCAGCAGGAUGUCCUUCUCCUAUUGUUUGUGAAGACUUCUCCUGAAAACCGCCAUCGAAGGGAUGCAAUUAGACAAACUUGGGGUAAUGAGAAGUACGUUCUUUCUCAACUUAAUGCCAACAUUAAAACCCUCUUUGCUUUAGGACGACCAACAGGCCAUCUGCAGAAAACACAGCGACAAAGAGAACUUGAGCUCGAAGACCAGAAAUACCAGGAUUUGAUUCAGCAAGACUUCUUGGAUACUUUUCACAAUCUUACUCUUAAAUUGCUUUUGCAGUUUAGCUGGGUGAAUGCUUACUGUCCUCAUGCCAGGUUCAUAAUGUCUGCAGAUGAUGACAUAUUUAUCCAUAUGCCAAAUCUCAUUGCUUAUCUCCAAAGUCUCACACAAAUGGGUGCUCAAGAUCUCUGGAUUGGUCGUGUCCAUCGUGGAUCCCCUCCCGUAAGAGACAAGACUAGCAAAUACUAUGUUCCAUAUGAAAUGUACCAGUGGCCCUCUUACCCUGACUACACAGCAGGAGCUGCAUAUGUUAUAUCAAAUGAUGUAGCAGCUAAAGUCUAUGAGGCUUCAUUGACUCUGAAUACAAGUCUUUACAUAGAUGAUGUUUUCAUGGGUCUCUGUGCCAAUAAAAUGGGAAUUGUACCACAAUAUCAUGUAUUUUUUUCUGGGGAAGGAAAGGCUCCAUAUCAUCCCUGCAUUUAUAACAAGAUGAUGACAUCUCAUGGACACGUAGAUGAUCUUCGCCAGCUCUGGCAGCAGGCUACAGAUCCCAAAGUUAAAAAGAUUUCUUCAGGAAUUUGGGGUAGAAUGUACUGCAGACUAGUCAAUAUUGUGCUCCUCUGUAAACUGUACUAUGUGGACACGUAUCCUUGUUCAGCUGCAUUUUCUUAAUACUUGAAUAUCUGCACUGAAGAUCCACUGAGCCAUAACAAAGCAACAUGUUAGGUGUUUAUCCAAAAUAUAUGUAAACAUGGAAAGAGGUAAAAUUUACACAUGAAUACUUGGGGUGGGCAGAGGGAGAGAAAGAAGAUGGUCCUAGGGUCCCAGAUUCUGUUCAGAGACUUAGUGGAAUAGCUCUCCUGUUGUACUUCAACUUUUUACAUUGUAGCCUGUUUUUUUACACUCUUCAAGGGAUGCAAGUCUGGAUUAUAAGUGAACUAUAAUGAACUUGACUUCUAGACUUUGAAAUGCUUAUUGCAAAUACCUGUUUCUUUGAACUUGUCAGUAAGUCUUGACUGUUUUUUUAAAAGCUAUGUGAACUAAGGCAUGUGGCAAAAAAAAAUCUGUUAUAUCAGAAUGGAGUAGACCUUUCAAAGCAUGAGAAAAGUGGAACUUCUGACUUGACGAAUGAGACUAUCACAGUAGUUUAAGGUAGCCUAAACUCUACAAAUAUUCACCAUUUCUCAAUGCUUCAUACAAAGUCAGUCUGGACCUGCACUGACCUGCACCUGGAGCUGACAAAUAGUGAGUUCUAGAAGUGAAGACCUGCUACAAUUGUUUUCUCAAAGCUCCCUAAAUCUUUGAAAUAGGGAAAGAGUGUUUGGAUGCCCUUUGACUUGGUGAUUUUAAGUAACAAAGGAACCCCCUUUAGAACCUGAAGCUAUAAAAAAACCAAAUACUACUCAUGUCACUGGUUGGGCUAAUAUUUCUCUGUCUUCCAAAAACUGAAUCAGCAUAUUUAAAAAGUCCAAUCUUUAACAGGAAAAUAAGUUGAGUUAAUUUUAUUCCAAUAAUGCUUCUGUUUUCCAAUAUUCUAGAGGUGAAAAGCAAGCAAAAGUCCCCAUGCAUGUUACUUAGA